Molecule: messenger RNA, 1594 nt
Organism: Dermacentor silvarum
Lineage: Eukaryota; Metazoa; Arthropoda; Arachnida; Ixodida; Ixodidae
Gene: SerRS
Product: serine--tRNA ligase, cytoplasmic
Exons: 11
Coding region: 71-1567 (498 amino acids)
Biological process (GO): seryl-tRNA aminoacylation
Cellular component (GO): cytosol
Molecular function (GO): serine-tRNA ligase activity; ATP binding; tRNA binding
Source: RefSeq, a predicted model, not a curated record
GCUUCGCACCGGCUCUCUGCCUCGCCUCGCCAACCUCACUUUACAGAUCGACCAGCCGGCAAGAAGAAAAAUGGUUUUGGACCUAGAACUUUUCCGCGCCGACAAGGGCGGGGACCCCGAAAAGAUACGGGAGAACCAGCGAAGACGUUUUAAGGAUCCCGGACUCGUGGACAAAGUCGUCGAUGCCGAUACAGUGUGGAGGAAACUGAGGCAUCAACUGGACAACUGGAACAAGUUGAAAAACCUAUGCAGCAAGGAGAUUGGCCAGAAGAUGAAGAAAAAAGAGAACGUCGGCGAAGGCGACCACUUACCUGACAGUGUUGUUGAAAAGCUGAGCGAACUUACAUCGGAGGUGUUACAGAGCCUCACUGUUAACCAGAUAAAGCGAAUUAGGGUACUCAUCGAUGAAGCCAUAGUUCAAUGUAACAAGGACCUCGACACCUACGAAGCAGAACGAAAUGCUGCUCUCCGUGAAAUGGGCAACUGGCUUCACGAGUCUUGCGUUGUCUCCAACGACGAGGAUGAGAAUGCUGUGAUAAAGACUCACGGAGAUGUCGAGACCAAAAAGAAGUACUCGCACGUCGACUUGAUUGCCAUGAUCAAUGGCAUGGACGGCGAUAGGGGCUCAGUCACGGCUGGUGGGCGUGGCUACUACCUCAUGAAUGCAGCUGUGUUCCUGGAGCAAGCCCUUCUGCAGCUGUCGCUGCAGAUGCUGCACGCCAAGGGCUACUCGCCCCUGUACACGCCCUUCUUCAUGCGCAAGGAAAUUAUGCAGGAGGUGGCGCAGCUCAGCCAGUUUGACGAGGAGCUCUACAAGGUGAUUGGCAAGGGUGGCGAUGGCGCGGUGGACGAGAAGUACCUGAUUGCCACCUCGGAGCAACCCAUCGCAGCCUUCCACAGGGACGAGUGGCUGUCGCCAGAGGCCCUGCCCAUCCGCUAUGCCGGCAUCUCCUCCUGCUUCCGUCAGGAGGUCGGCUCGCAUGGGCGCGACACCCGCGGCAUCUUCCGUGUCCACCAGUUUGAGAAGGUGGAGCAGUUCUGCAUCACUUCGCCGCACGACAACAAGUCGUGGGAGAUGUUUGACGAGAUGAUUGGCAACGCGGAGGAGUUCUGUCAGAAGCUGGGCAUUCCUUACCGUGUCGUCAGCAUUGUUUCAGGAGCGCUGAACAACGCAGCAGCCAAGAAGCACGACCUGGAAGCGUGGUUUCCCGGAUCUGGUGCCUUCCGGGAGCUGGUGUCCUGCUCCAACUGCCUCGACUACCAAGCACGCCGCCUACUAGUCCGUUAUGGCCAGACCAAGAAGAUGAAUGCGCAGACGGAAUACGUGCACAUGCUGAAUGCCACAAUGUGUGCCACAACUCGGGUGAUCUGUGCUAUCCUGGAGAACAACCAGACGGAGGAGGGUGUCGUCGUGCCCGAGGCCUUGCGGCCAUUUAUGCCACCUGCGUACCGGGAACUGAUUCCUUUUGUGAAGCCGGCUCCGAUCGACGAGGCUGAGACGAAGAAGCAGCGCAAGCACCGGGAAGGCAUGGAGAAGAAGGGCGGCGACGACAAGAAAGAGGAAUAGAAAGCCACGCUCUGUCGAUCUUGACAA